AUGUCAUUUCUUGGUUCUUCUUCAACUGCUGGUGCUGGUGCUGCUACUUCUUCUGCUGCUACUGGUCAAGAAUUAUUACAAGAUAUAUCUAUAAAUAAUCCUCCAGAUGAUUCAAUUGAAGAUUUAUCAUUUUCACCUCAACAAGAUUUAUUAUCAGUUUCAAGUUGGGAUAAAAAAGUUAGAAUAUAUGAAAUUGAUCCAAAUUCUGGUCUAAAUCAAGGAAGAGCUUUAUAUGAACAUGAUGGUCCAGUUUUUAGUUCUAGAUGGUCAAUUGAUGGUACAAAAGUUAUAAGCGGUGGUGCUGAUAAUCAAGUUAAAAUUUAUGAUAUUCAAUCUCAACAAUGUCAACAAAUUGGUAUUCACGAUAAUGCUGUAAAAUCUGUUAGAUUUGUUGAAGUUGGUAAUUCGAAUCAAUCUGUAGUAGCUAGUGGAUCAUUUGACAAAACUUUAAAAUAUUGGGAUUUAAGGUCACCACAACCUAUUUCAACUAUAAAUUUACCUGAAAGAGUUUAUUCAAUGGAUAGUUCACAAAAGCUUUUAGUCAUUGGUUGUGCUGAUAGACAUAUAAGUAUAAUUGAUUUAAAUAAUCCUCAACAAAUUUUUAAAUCUUCACAAAGUCCUUUAAAAUGGCAAACAAGAGUUAUUUCUUGCUAUCCACAAGCAAAUGGUUUUGCAAUUGGUUCAAUUGAAGGAAGAUGUGCUAUCCAAUAUAUUUCAGAUAAUGAACAAAAAAAAUUUGGAUUUUCAUUCAAAUGUCACAGAAAACAAGGAAAUUUAUCUAAUACAACUACAGCAAAACCAGUAACAGCAACUACUUCAACUUCAUCAAAUGAAUCUAAUGCAUAUGCUGUUAAUUGUAUUAGUUUUCAUCCAAUUUAUGGGACAUUUUCAACAGCUGGUUCUGAUGGUACUUUUUGCUUUUGGGAUAAGGAUGCAAAACAAAGAUUAAAAUCAUUUCCUGAAUUACCUGGUACUAUAUCGGCUACUGCUUUUAAUAAAAAUGGUACUAUUUUUGCUUAUGCUGUAAGUUAUGAUUGGUCAUUAGGUUAUAUGGGUAAUAAAUCAGAUUAUCCAAAUUUUAUAAAAUUACAUGCAACAAAAGAUAUAGAAAUAAAACAAAAGAAUAAAAGGUGA
Insectozyma verbasci is the source of this 1134-nucleotide messenger RNA. NCBI's taxonomy places the organism in Eukaryota, Fungi, Ascomycota, Pichiomycetes, Serinales, Debaryomycetaceae. The record is from the annotation of a GenBank genome assembly.